AUGGCAGUAGAUGAUUUGAGCAAUAUAGUAGGAAAUGAAACAUCCAAUAUUGAUAGGAACUUAGCUUAUGGUGAUGAUGCAAGAUCGGCAUUGGAUUAUGAGGAGAAUAGUACAUUAUCAAAUUCAAUUUCAAAUGAGAUAGUUGAACAAUGCCCAUCGACGAUAGAUGAUGUUAGUAAUGAGGGUGAUAAUGACGACGACGAUGAUAAUGAUGAUGAUGACGAUGAUGUUAGUGAUGAGGGUGAUAAUGANGGAAAUGAAACAUCCAAUAUUGAUAGGAACUUAGCUUAUGGUGAUGAUGCAAGAUCGGCAUUGGAUUAUGAGGAGAAUAGUACAUUAUCAAAUUCAAUUUCAAAUGAGAUAGUUGAACAAUGCCCAUCGACGAUAGAUGAUGUUAGUAAUGAGGGUGAUAAUGACGACGACGAUGAUAAUGAUGAUGAUGACGAUGAUGUUAGUGAUGAGGGUGAUAAUGACGACGACGAUGAUAAUGAUGAUGAUGACGAUGAUGUUAGUGAUGAGGGUGAUAAUGACGACGACGAUGAUAAUGAUGAUGAUGAUGUUAGUGAUGAGGGUGAUAAUGACGACGACGAUGAUGAUGAUAAUGAUGAAAUCUCCGAUUCUCAAAGUAACUUCUCUGACAAUCAAUAUGGAAGUGAAAGAAGAUUACCUAAUGCCACUGAAUUAUCUGUAAUGUUGUUUUUUACAUGGAAAAGGCAUAACAUCAGUAAAGCUGCUGCAAAUGACAUAUGCCGUAUCAUUAACGUACUUAAUGUUCCAAAUAUGCCGAAAGAUUUUCGUGGAGUUAUGAAGCAUUUAAAGAAAAAUAAUCCUGUACUGCUUCAAGGAAGUCAAUCUUAUCUUUGUUCUUCAUGUGGAAAUAGGUCCAACAAUUAUUCGAAAUGCAGUGUGAAUGAAUGCCCAUUGUUCAAUUCUACUGAGCGAGCUCCAACAUCAGUUUUCGUCUUUCCUUUGGUACCACAGAUUUGCUCAAUUCUUGAAAGAGAAUCUAUCGUAAAACCCACUUUUGAAUCCGAUCGAUUUGAUGAUCUGUCAAACUCGCAACGUUAUCAAGAAAUUGCAACGAAAGAAAUGCAAAUUGAUCCUAAUAGGAAUUUUGUGACUCUUACAUUAAAUAGUGAUGGCGUUUAUCUCAAAAGAAUAUCUCGAUCGUUAUGGAUGACAUGUGCAUGUAUCAAUGAGUUACCACGGAACAAACGUUACGAUGUUAACAAUAUUCUAAUUUGUUCUAUAUCAACUGGAGACGAAAAACCUAAGAAGAAUGAAUAUUCAAUAGUAUUACAAGAUAUUGUGAAUGAAUUAAAAAUGCUCGAACAAAGAGGUUUUGAUGUUUUGCUUCCAUCCACAAGCGCCGAUCACAAUAGAACUUCCACACAUCUUUUUGCUUAUACUAUUGCAGCAGUUUGUGACAAACCAGCACAAGCACUUAUGUUGAAUAUUAAGGAUCCUACGGGAUUUUUCAGCUGCGGAUGGUGUCACAUAUCAGGUGAAACUCACUCAUCCAACUCAAGAUGCUUCAUUAGCAAUAGUAGAGCGCCUGUUUCUCUUCGUAACAAUGCGACAUAUGAUCACUUUAUGAAUGUUUUAGAUAAAAAUUAUGUGGCAAAAGAUCCAUCGAAAGAUAAAGCAUGUGGACAUGCUGGUCGGUGCGCUUUACGUCAACUAACUUACUUUGAAAUCGGUGAUAGCUUUUGUUUUGAUUCGUUACAUGGACUAUAUGCCGGUGUUUUUAAAAAAUUAAUGCAUCUGUGGCUGGAUUCUGUCAGAGUUGAUUAUUCGAUUAAGAAACAGUUCACUACUUUGGAAAAAUUAUUACAAAGUGUGCAUUAUCCAACGACUAAUAGGUUACCACGUGCUUUACGAUAUUACACAACUUGGAAAGCCAAUGAAUUUAGAAUGACAUUACUUUUUGGAUAUAAGACUUUCGAAGAAGUGAUGAAAGCUAAAUAUUAUGAACAUUUUCGACUGCUUGCUUACGCUGCGAUUUUCUCGGAAACGCGAGUAAUGACAACUAUUCGCUUGAAUCAGAUCAAGUGUCUUCUAGAUAAGUUUGUGGAUCAAUUUCAUUUGCUUUAUGGAGUUCGUACAUCAAUUAUCGUCAUGUUUCAUUAUUUAAUCAUUUUAUUUUAUGUUUUAAAGGCAUCGAACUGUGUUUCAAUUGUACAUAGUCUGUCGCAUAUUCACAGAUCUAUUCUCGAAUUCGGUCCGGUUCAUAAUUACAGUACUUUUAACUUUGAAAGCACAGUUGGGUCGUUUGUCAAACAUGUUCAUGGUCCAGCAUUAGUUUUGAAACAAUUAAUAAACAAUUUCGAGCUUAUAACUCAUGCUACAACAAUUCUUAGAAAUCCUAUUUUUCAUCCGAAAAUUUCGUUAUUAAUUCAUCAAAUACUUUCAUCCAAGAGACGUGCCUUGCCCAGGUCCAUUGAGGUAUUUAACGGCGUUUGUUUGAGUCGUGCGGUACCUCCUGCAUCUCCACAUGUUACUACGUACCUGGACAAUAUGUUUGGAAGGAAUCAAUACAAUCAUCAUUCAUUGUGCUUUUACCGAAAUGUACCAUUCACAAUUCAAAAUCCAAAUCAUAAACAAGUUGACAAUUCAGCCAUUCUAUAUUCUGAUCAUACGAAUAAUCUUCAUGUCGGAAUAAUAAUAGGAAUUGCACAGUUGGCACAAACAAACACUGUAUUGUUCAUUGUGGAUCAAGCAGAUAUUAUUAGUUUUGACUCCUUUACGCUCGAUGGAAAUGAAUAUUUUAACGAUCUCUGCGUCUAUGCCAAGCAUUCGAACCCACCUAACAUCCAUUCAGUGAGUUUUAAUUCCGUCAGAGAAAAAAUUGGUUACCGCAAACGCACACAAACGGCUACGGUUACAGAAUUUCACAUUUUUCCGAAUUUAGUUGAGGAAACCUGA
This is a messenger RNA of Adineta ricciae, 2925 nucleotides long. The record is from the annotation of a GenBank genome assembly. NCBI's taxonomy places the organism in Eukaryota, Metazoa, Rotifera, Eurotatoria, Adinetida, Adinetidae.